CGACGGGAGACCAGGGCCGGAGUCAUCUGCGGGAGGAGAGCCCCUCUCUCAGGCCUGGAGCUCGGGUUUCCGCGGUGGCGAUCUUGGUUCCCUUUUGGGAAAUUGGACACUACUCCGCGCCUGGGUGAAACAGCUCCAGUCAGUUCUGAGGUAAUUACAGCUACUCAGUAUUGCAGCCAUGGAGUCGAUGCUUAAUAAGUUGAAGAGUACUGUUACAAAAGUAACAGCUGAUGUCACUAGUGCUGUAAUGGGAAAUCCUGUCACUAGAGAAUUUGAUGUUGGUCGACACAUUGCCAGUGGUGGCAAUGGGCUAGCUUGGAAAAUUUUCAAUGGCACAAAAAAGUCAACAAAACAGGAAGUGGCUGUUUUUGUCUUUGAUAAAAAGCUGAUUGACAAAUAUCAAAAAUUUGAAAAGGAUCAAAUCAUUGAUUCUCUAAAACGAGGAGUCCAGCAGUUAACUCGACUACGACACCCUCGACUUCUUACUGUCCAGCAUCCUUUAGAAGAAUCCAGGGAUUGCUUAGCAUUUUGUACAGAACCGGUUUUUGCCAGCUUAGCCAAUGUUUUAGGUAACUGGGAAAAUCUACCUUCCCCUGUACCUCCAGACAUUAAGGAUUAUAACCUUUAUGAUGUAGAAACUAAAUAUGGUUUGCUACAGGUUUCUGAAGGAUUGUCAUUUUUACAUAGCAGUGUGAAAAUGGUCCAUGGAAAUAUUACACCUGAAAAUAUAAUUUUGAAUAAAAGUGGAGCCUGGAAGAUAAUGGGCUUUGAUUUUUGUUUAUCAUCAACCAAUCCUUCUGAGCAAGAGCCUAAGUUUCCUUGUAAAGAAUGGGACCCGAAUUUACCAUCAUUGUGUCUUCCAAAUCCUGAAUAUUUGGCUCCUGAAUACAUACUUUCUGUGAGCUGUGAAGCAGCCAGUGAUAUGUACUCACUAGGAACUGUCAUGUAUGCUGUAUUUAAUAAAGGGAAACCCAUAUUUGAAGUUAACAAGCAAGAUAUUUACAAGAGUUUUAGUAGGCAGUUGGAUCAGUUGAGUCGUUUAGGAUCUAGUUCACUUUCAAAUAUACCUGAGGAAGUCCGUGAACAUGUAAAACUACUCUUAAAUGUCACUCCAACUGUAAGACCAGAUGCAGAUCAAAUGACAAAGAUUCCCUUCUUUGAUGAUGUUGGUGCAGUAACACUGCAGUAUUUUGAUACCUUAUUCCAAAGAGAUAAUCUUCAGAAAUCACAGUUUUUCAAAGGACUGCCAAAAGUCCUCCCAAAACUGCCCAAGCGUGUCAUUGUGCAGAGAAUUUUGCCUUGUUUGACUUCAGAAUUUGUAAACCCUGACAUGGUACCUUUUGUUUUGCCUAAUGUUCUACUGAUUGCCGAAGAAUGCACCAAAGAAGAAUAUGUCAAAUUAAUUCUACCUGAACUUGGCCCUGUCUUUAAACAGCAGGAGCCAAUCCAGAUUUUGUUAAUUUUCUUACAAAAAAUGGAUUUGCUACUAACCAAAACUCCUCCUGAUGAGAUAAAGAACAGUGUCCUACCAAUGGUUUACAGAGCACUAGAGGCUCCUUCCAUUCAGAUCCAGGAACUCUGUUUAAACAUCAUUCCAACCUUUGCAAAUCUUAUAGACUAUCCAUCCAUGAAAAAUGCUUUGAUACCAAGAAUUAAAAAUGCAUGUCUGCAAACGUCUUCCCUUGCUGUUCGUGUAAAUUCAUUAGUGUGCUUAGGAAAGAUUUUGGAAUACUUGGAUAAGUGGUUUGUACUUGAUGAUAUCCUGCCCUUCUUACAACAAAUUCCAUCCAAGGAACCCGCAGUCCUCAUGGGAAUUUUAGGUAUUUACAAAUGUACUUUCACUCAUAAGAAGCUGGGAAUCACCAAAGAGCAGUUGGCUGGAAAAGUAUUGCCUCAUCUGAUUCCCCUGAGUAUUGAAAAUAAUCUUAAUCUUAAUCAGUUCAAUUCUUUCAUUUCCGUCAUAAAAGAGAUGCUUAACAGAUUGGAGUCUGAACAUAAGACUAAACUGGAACAACUUCAUAUAAUGCAAGAACAGCAGAAAUCUUUGGAUAUAGGAAAUCAAAUGAAUGCUUCUGAGGAGACAAAGGUUACAAAUGUUGGGUCUCAGCAGAUUGACAAAGUUUUUAACAACAUUGGAGCAGACUUUCUGACUGGCAGUGAAUCAGAAAGUAAAGAGGAUGGGUUACAGAAUAAGCAUAAAAGAGCUUCUCUUACUCUUGAAGAAAAACAAAAAUUAGCAAAAGAACAGGAGCAGGCACAGAAGUUGAAAAGCCAGCAGCCUCUGAAACCCCAAGUACACACACCUGUUGCUCCAGUCAAACAGACUAAGGACUUGACAGAUACAUUGAUGGAUAACAUGUCAUCUUUGACCAGCCUUUCUGUUAGUACCCCUAAAAUUUCUGCUUCAAGUACCUUCACUUCUGUUCCUUCCAUGGGCCUUGGCAUGAUGUUUUCUACACCAAUUGAUAAUACCAAGAGAAAUUUGACCAACGGCUUAAAUGCUAACAUGGGCUUUCAGACUUCAGGAUUCAGCAUGCCGGUUAAUACAAACCAGAACUUAUUCGGUAGUCCAAGCACGCCUGGAGUCACCAAGAUGACACUGGGAACACCUGCCACUUUGCCAAACUUCAGUGCUGUGAGUGUUCCUCCUGCUGGUGCAAAGCCGACUCAACAAAGACCCACAGAUAUGUCUGCUCUUAAUAAUCUCUUUGGCCCUCAAAAACCCAAAGUUAGCAUGAACCAGUUGUCACAACAGAAACCAAAUCAGUGGCUUAAUCAAUUUGUACCACCACAGGGGUCUCCAGGUAUGGGCAGUUCAGUAAUAGGAACACAGAUGAAUAUGAUAGGACAAUCUGCCUUUGGUGUGCAGGCUAAUCCUUUCUUUAACCCGCAGAACUUUGCACAGCCACCAACUACUAUGACCAAUAGCAGUUCAGCUAGCAAUGACUUAAAAGAUCUUUUUGGGUGAGGUGUCUUGCUCUAUUUUUGAAGAAUUACUUCAAUUUUAAUCAUGGGUGAGCUGAUUUACAUCUUUAUAUAGUUGGCAUGGAGGAACUACUUCUAUGGGGAAGUGGAUGGUUCUGUGACAGAAAACACCUUGUUUCCACGCCAGCAUAGUAGUUGUAUGGACUUCUUAACAGCUGAGUUUUUAAAAGCAUUGAGGAUUUUUUUUUCCUCUUACCACCUCCUCUUCAAGUUUUUAAAAGACCCAAUCCUUACCAAUCUCAAAGAGAAAAAAGACACCUGAGUAUCUUGAAUAGCAGAAUUUUUUAAUCAAAUGUUUAUUUUAGCUUGUAAAUCUUGUUUUAUUUAAAAAAUUGAGUUGAUGGUUAAUGCAAGAUCCAUAUGUUAAAUACUACAUGGUACACAGUCUGCCUUCACAAGUCAUUUGUCUUCAUUUUAAUGUGUGAAAAAUCUUGAUGCUCUAUUGAUUUGUUUGCAUUUAGUAUGACUGAGUGAGAUAAUGAUGAACCUAACAAAAAGGAUCAGGUCGCUUGCUCUUUCCAAUCUUAUUUACUUCUCAGAUUAACUAAUGUUCAAUACAAAAGACUGAGCGAAUACCGCAAAAUUUUACUUAAUGUUGAUUUCAUUGGUUCAAACUGAAGGCAUUAUUAAUCAUCUUAAAUGCAAACUAAUCAUUGUAAAUUAUGUUUUAGCAUGGUCUGCCUCAAAUACUAAUGUAUUUUUCUGCAUUUACUUGGAUAUAUUUAGAAUCACUUUCUUUCCUACUAUAUCACAGACAGAAGAAUAUGUACUGAUUUGUACAGAUACUUGACAGAGCCCUCUGACGUGAUUUCCCUGACUCUUGCCUUCAUAUUUCAUUUUGAAUUCAAACUUCUGAGGUUGCAGCAUAUAUGAAUUGCAUUUUCAAAAGGAUAUUUGUAAGAAACUAUAUUUAAUGAGUAAACUUUUGAGAUUUCUGCUGUAUUGUUUCAAAUGUAAUAAACUUUACUUCUCUAAAAAUGAGCAGUUGUAUCUUCUCGCUACCAACAGAUUAAUUUUCAAGUCAUCAUGGUAAAGUCUGACCUCAUCAAUUACUGCAACUGAAGUUUAAUUGUUUUCUAGAAAUUUUAGGAACCUUUUGUUUGCAUUUUUCUGUGCACAGUUAGCCACUUUUAGGAAAGAAAGACAAAAUUCUUCUUACAGGAAACAUGCUUUAUUUUUUAAAGCCUUUCUCUGAUACUUUUCUUUGAUGUGCUGAUUGUUCAACCACAAAGCCUUAUGCUGUAAAUGUUAUUUGUAUUUUGUUUAAAUUAUAUUUCACCAUUAUGUAAUAAUUUAAAAAUGAUCUUUCAGAGAACUAUAUAUGCAUUAUAGUUGCUGCCAUAGAGUUUGUGGCUUUUAAUUCUCCAAAACCAGCAAUCCUUUAAAAUAAAUCAUAUGAGCUUUAGUGUGUCAUUGAUACAUAUAUAUAUUGAUACACAUACAUACACACACACACACACUAAAAAUAUACAUUGAGUAUACAUUACUUGAUUAUAAAAUGUAAUUUUGUGAUAAUAUUGCUGGCAUUAUUCAGUAAGGGGAUACUUUAAAAAAAAUAAAAGGUCAGCUUUACAUCUGGUUUCUGUAUGACCUGUACUUUGUUAUUACAUGGUUUUAGAAAAAAGAUUCAUAAGAAUAUUGAAGAAAUUUAUACAGGAAAUGAAAGUCACUAGGAAGAUCACAUGUUUUUUGUGAAAUACAUUCACACCUUGACCAGGUUAUCUGUCUUGUUUGUAACACAAUAUUAGAAUUUCUCUUGAGAAAAGUUUGCAUUUGGAAUAAAUGCCAAAUGUUGAAGAGUUUCCUUAGUAACAAGUCAGUAGUCACUGUUAGGAAAUUGCUUUUUAUUUUGUAAAAUAACUUGAUGUCAGUGUUGAGCUCCUAAUUAGAAGGAAAGCUGAAUAUAACAACAUACAAGUUGAACUUCUCAAUAUAAAGAUAGAUUAUUUGAAAAAAUACAUAAUUCUUAGGUAAUUUUCAUGUCUUGAAAUUUGCUAAUUCAUUGAAGUAAUGGUGCUACAUUUUUAGAAAAUUUUUCCUACACUUCUUCUGUUUUCUUGAAGAUGUUUAAAUCUUUUCCAUCAGUUGAACUGGUACCAUUGCCUGCUGAGAAAUUACAUCUGAGGGGUGCCUGGCUGACUCAGUAGAGUAUGCGACUCUUGAUCUCAGGGUCGUGAGUUCAAACCCCACAGUGGGCAUGCAGCUUACUUGAAAUAAGUAAGUAAGUAAAUAAGUAAAUAAGUAAAUAAAUAAAUAACAUCUGAAAAAAUAUGGUGCCCUUUUUAGGCUUGUAUUUCUAUGGGAACAAUUUUUUCACAAUAUUAGAUCACUUUAAAAUUAUUUCAGAUAUUGACAGCAUUUAAGCCCUUAAGGUACUUAGAGUAGAAAGUUGGUGGCUUAAAAAGUACCUAUAGACAAAAUGACCAGAAGGAUUCCCUUUAUUUGAGUUGGUUUCUUAGUCUCCUAAUGCUAAAAUGUGUGAGAAGAUGUAUAAAAGGAGAUGGAAAUGGACUGUGUACUUGGCUGUUUUUUGUUUGUUUUUUGUUUUUAUUUUGGAAUGCUUAUAACUCUUCUUUUCACCUGAACAAGUUGAGGAAGUAGUUUUUUGUUAUUUUUUUUGGCCUGUAAAAUACCUCACAUGGUUGCUUUUACAAGAUUAAAAGAAAAGGUAUAUGUGAAAAUACCUGAUAGCACAGAGUAUGCACCAAAUAAAUUUUAGCUUUGAUAAAAAUCUCCAUA
Mustela lutreola (European mink) is the source of this 5724-nucleotide messenger RNA. RefSeq names its product SCY1 like pseudokinase 2 (gene SCYL2). Gene Ontology annotation, molecular function: protein kinase activity; ATP binding. Lineage: Eukaryota; Metazoa; Chordata; Mammalia; Carnivora; Mustelidae. The transcript has 18 exons. Bases 179 to 2968 code for a protein of 929 amino acids. Gene Ontology annotation, biological process: protein phosphorylation. The record is from RefSeq and is a predicted model, not a curated record.